AUGUUUCAAAGUCAUGUCGAAGGGCAUGGCGCCUCAUGGGGUCAUGACUGGCGCUCGUCGGACGCCUUUAUCGUCAGUACGAUGGGGCUGGCAUUAUUCACUGAUGAACUGCUUUUUGCAUUCAUGCUACCUUUGUUACCUACUAUGCUAGAGAAUCGAAUUGGCUUAGACCCAUCUCUGACCCAGAGGUAUACAUCUAUCUUCCUAGCUGAAGGCGCGCUUGUGUCUAUUCUAUCAAGCCCAUUUAUCGGGUCAAUGACCGAGGGGAUCUCUAGCAAGAAGACGCUUUUAUUGGCCCUCCUCAUGCUGGCCUUGAUCAGUACUGCCUUCUUAUCGCUCACACGCCAGUUGGUAUGGCUAUUUGUUGGUCGAUUUUUCCAAUGUCUUACUAGCAAUGCCUUGUGGAUUGUGGGGAUGGCAACCAUGGCUGAGAAUCUUGGAACAGAGAACAUGGGCAAGAUCGCCGGCCUUUCAUCCACACUCACAGCUGCGGGCACCGCUGCUGGGCCGGUUCUCGCAGGAUUGCUGUUUGAAAUGGGAGGCUACUGGUGCGCGUGGGCAGGUGCACUGGCUUUUCUCAUGGCGGAUAUCGUCAUGCGUCUUAUUAUGGUAGAAAAGCCUGUAGACCCUCAGCAAGUGACAGAGAAUCUGGAGCAAGGCCCUCUUUUACAAGAUGGGCCUCCAGUUGAGCAGGCCAAUCGUUCACUCUCUUCAUGGCGCUUUCAUGUUUGUGUUUUCCGCGAACCCCUUUUCUCUGCGGGGGUUUUCUGUGCUUACGCUUAUGCUGUGAUGAUUGGCUCUUUCGAAAGUACUCUAGUUGUACACGUGAGAAUGGCAUUUGGAUGGGGAGCUCUUCGUGCCGGAUUCUUGUUGGCAUUGAUCCAGGGGCCUGGCAUUGCAUUGGCAGCGCCAGUAGGUUGGAUGAAAGACCGGAUAGGGUCUCGGACUCCAACUACGGUAGGAUUUUUUAGUUUAAUACCUUUCAUCGUGCUCUUGGGGGUCCUCAGCGAUGAUUUAUUUCCAUGGGUGAAAGAAGCCUGGGGAAAGAGCCUAUACGUGGUCUGUACCGCAAUGACCGGAUGUUUAUUAUCUCUUCUCAGUGGGGUGGGCACGAUGCAGGCAACUGAAACAAUUGACGCCCUCGAAGUGCGCGAGCCUGGUAAAUUUGGUCCUAACGGGGGCUUUACUCGCGCUCUAGCCGUGAUUAAUAUGACUUGGAUGGCAGGUCUUAUAACAGGUCCCCUUCUAGCGGAGUUCGUGGUGGGAAGUUUUGGAUAUUUCGUACUACAAUGUUGUCUUGGUGUCAUCUCACUUGUAGCAGGACUUAUGGCUCUGCUUUUCCUGGGCUCUCUUAGACCGAAGUCUGUACCUAGGUAG
Molecule: messenger RNA, 1377 nt
Organism: Penicillium taxi
Lineage: Eukaryota; Fungi; Ascomycota; Eurotiomycetes; Eurotiales; Aspergillaceae
Exons: 5
Coding region: 1-1377 (458 amino acids)
Biological process (GO): transmembrane transport
Molecular function (GO): transmembrane transporter activity
Source: RefSeq, a predicted model, not a curated record